GCGCACCCUAUGAACAAGAAAAAGAAUAUAUAAAAAACUUAAAAGGCAAGCCAAAGGUAAAAAUCCUUGUAAAUUGGAUGACCAUUUCCUAGAUCAUGUAUACCAAAUAUAUUGAGCAAGUAAAUCCAACAAAGAGCAUCUAAGCACAAAACAAACAAAUCCUUAAGCUAUAGCAAUUUUUAAAAAAUUGGAAACAAGGUGGGGGAAAGUUUUGCGUACACACUACCCACCCAUACCCUACUUGUGGGAUCACACUAGGUAUAUAAUUGUUAUUGUUGUUAUGGAAACCAAUGCAUAUGGACAAUUAAAAGCAUAUAAUUGGCCUGUGAUGAAAAUGACUGCAAGAUUAUAUAAUACAUGGACUUGACCUAUAUAAACUCUGAUAUACCCCUACUAUUUUUUCAUCAAACAAGUGCUCUCCCCCUCCAAGAAAUACUACUCUUUAUUUUCUUCUCAGAACAUUAUGGCUGUCACCACCUUCACUGAGGAGAACACUUCUCCACUUCCUCCCAAAAGAAUAUUCAAGGCCUCCAUUGUUGAUUCUCAUAACUUGAUUCCAAAGUUGAUGCCACAAGUUAUCAAAAGCAUUGAAGUUCAAGGUGACGGAGGUGCUGGAAGCAUCAAGACUAUCAAUUUUCCUGACGGUGGAAAUUUCAAGUCCAUAAAGCAUUGUGUUGAUGAGCUUAAUGAGGAUACAUACACAUAUAAGUACACAUUGAUCGAAGGUGAAGGACUGGUAGACAACCUUGAGAAGAUUACUUAUGACGUGAGGUUUGAGCAGACAGCCGAUGGUGGUUCCAUAUCUAAGGUGACUAGCUCAUACUAUACUGUGGGAGAUUUCAAGCUCAAGGAUGAGGAAAUCAAGGCAGGAAAGGAGAAGGUUUUGGUGAUGUUCAAAGCUGUAGAAGCCUAUCUCCUUCAGAAUCCUGAAGCCUAUGCUUAGAGGGUUGCUAUGUUA
Molecule: messenger RNA, 958 nt
Organism: Capsicum annuum
Lineage: Eukaryota; Viridiplantae; Streptophyta; Magnoliopsida; Solanales; Solanaceae
Product: major allergen Pru ar 1
Exons: 2
Coding region: 464-943 (159 amino acids)
Biological process (GO): defense response; abscisic acid-activated signaling pathway
Cellular component (GO): cytoplasm; nucleus
Molecular function (GO): protein phosphatase inhibitor activity; abscisic acid binding; signaling receptor activity
Source: RefSeq, a predicted model, not a curated record